Messenger RNA from Paramuricea clavata, 1146 nucleotides. NCBI's taxonomy places the organism in Eukaryota, Metazoa, Cnidaria, Anthozoa, Malacalcyonacea, Plexauridae. The record is from the annotation of a GenBank genome assembly.
AUGUUUCAAAAAUAUCUGUACAAAAAAGAAUUAAAAGAUGGCGCAAGCACGUCAGAAGAAAAUGGUGGCACAGAAGAAUCACAAGGACAAUCAAAAAAAGCAAGUGACGCGACUAAAGGAAGAGAAAUUCAUAAAUGGCUCGAAAACUAUAUAAGAACAAUACUGAUCAGCCAAGAUUCAUACGGCGAAGGUGAAAAAAAAAGCCAAGACGCAUGUGCCGAAGGUAAAAGAAAAAGCCAAGACGCAUAUGCCGAAGGUGAAAGAAAAAGCCAAGACGCAUAUGCCGAAGGUGAAAGAAAAAGCCAAGACGCAUGUGCCGAAGGUGCCGAAGCUGAAAGAAAAAGCCAAGACGCAUAUGCCGAAGGUAUAGUAACAAAGGUUAAAUCAUUUUUCCAAGAGUACGAGAAGAACAACGACAAAGUAAAGGAAAGGAAUUUUGGACUCAAAGAUAAAAACAAGGAUAAUAAUCCCAAAGGCAAAGAUAAAAACGAGGACAAUACUCCCAAAGGCAAAGAUAAAAACAAGAAUAAUCCCAAAGGCGAAGAUAAAAUUGAGGAUAAUAAUCCCAAAGACAAAAACAAGGAUAACACCACAAACGAACUGAAAUUUCUGCAAGUUGAAUUCUCUCUGGAAGGGUUCAUGGUCCGCGAAAUCAAAAAUAGAGAUCCAAAAAUGUAUUUGUGGAAUGGAAAAGUUGACGUAAUUGGUUGGUAUAAAGACAAUUACGUCAUUAUAGACUGGAAAGUGUCCGAUAAACCACAAUUCUGGGGAAAUUCAUAUGGACCAUACUUACAUCAAUGUUUAGUUUAUGCCAAGCUUUUAAUGCUACAUUUGGGACUUAAAAAACUACCAUAUAUUCUAAUCGUGCAAAUUCAUGGCAACGAUUUUCAAAAUAUUACGCCUGGCUUGUUUUUUGAUAUUCCAAACGAAUGCAAAACGAAAUUAAACCAAUAUAAAUGGCUAUAUGACUUGAAGAACAUGCCGGAAAAGACACUGUAUCUACCAAAAAAGUUGAUCAAUAAGACAACCGUCAAAAAGGAUAGCACCGUCCAUAUGGAAAGAAAACUAAAAGACAUAUUUAACAAUGAUGGUAAAAUAAAAGACUUGCUGGACGCACUUGACUUUAAAAAGUUGAAGGUUGAUUAA